Messenger RNA from Ictalurus punctatus (channel catfish), 12112 nucleotides. It is a transcript of the gene nrip1a, whose product is annotated as nuclear receptor interacting protein 1a. The transcript has 2 exons. The record is from RefSeq and is a predicted model, not a curated record. Lineage: Eukaryota; Metazoa; Chordata; Actinopteri; Siluriformes; Ictaluridae. Gene Ontology annotation, biological process: regulation of transcription by RNA polymerase II. The coding region runs from base 6935 to 10228 and encodes 1097 amino acids. Gene Ontology annotation, cellular component: nucleus. Gene Ontology annotation, molecular function: transcription coregulator activity; signaling receptor binding.
UACAGGAUUGGUGCUGGAUGUUCUAACAUUGCUGAUUGUUCAACACAAACUUCAGAGAAUGUCCAGAACCUCUUCACUAGCUUUAUUUAUUUAUUUUUUUAAUUAUUUAGCCAACAAGCUCUAACUAAAUCGUACGUAUUUUAGCUAAGAGGUGACGUUCUAGAACAUUUCACUAUAGAUUUGUGUUUUCACACAAAUGGAGAGUCAAAAAAGUCAUAGGAGUAAAAAUGAAAGAAAAAAAAAAACUCCUUGUAAAUAUGUUCCCCAGCAAAUACCAUUACAAACCAUCAGCUAACCAUUAAAACCAUUACCAUUACUGGUCCUUAAUGGUAUCCACUAGACAUAACAUGCCACCAAUAGAAGGCAAUAGAUUACCGUUAGUGACUCACAGUUACCACAACAUUACCGUUUCCAUUAAACCCAAUACAGUUCCCAUUAUAACCAUUAGCGCAUGGUGGGUUAGUGGUUAGCACGUUGGCCUCACACUUCCACGUUCGGGGGUUCGAUUCCCACCAUGGCCCUGUGCGUGUGGAGUUUGCGUGUUCUCCCCGUGCUGCGGGGGUUUCCUCCGGGUACUCCGGUUUCCUCCCCCAGUCCAAACACAUGCAUGGUAGGCUGAUUGGCGUGUCCAAAGUGUCCGUAGCGUAUGAAUGGGUGUGUGAGUGUGUGUGUGAUUGUGCCCUGCGAUGGAUUGGCACCCUGUCCAAGGUGUACCCCGCCUUGUGCCCCAUGCUCCCUGGGAUAGGCUCCAGGUUCCCCGUGACCCUGAAAAGGAUAAAGCCGUAUAGAAGAUGGAUGGACCAUUAAAGCCAUUACGUAUUCUGUGAGGGUUUCUGUUGUUGUUUUUUCAGCAGGGAUGUUAUAUAAAAUGUGAUCCUGUUAGUUAACUGCUAGCAAACUAGCUCGUAUUUCUCCUCGACAUUAUUGGGAUUUUAGUUUUUGAGACUCAAGUCGCAGUGUCAUAUUACUAGAUUAGCCAAAUCUGUCAAAUAUACCACAACAAAACUAACGAGUUCAUCACUAACACUGGCUAACUGAACUAUCCUGUUCGCUAGCUGCGAGUAAACCUGCUCACAUUUCUCACAUACAUGAAUAGGAUUUUAGUAUCAGCGUGUCGAUUUCCGUUAUCAUAUCCUUAGCAGUUUAUUUAACUCAGGCAAACCGACCAGAACAUUCCAUAAUAACUUUUACAAUAACAAUUUGUUCAUCGCUAACAUUAGUGGAUGUAGCUAGCUAGUUUAGCAUGCAGAGUUCCAUGUCGUGAUCAUUGGUCGAGAGCAACAUCUGAAUAAAUAUGCAACAGUCUUUGAAUUUUUAUCUAGAAGUUUUUAAUUGGAAAUGUCAGUUUAGCGCUCGACGUUAGCCAAAUGGUCAUUGAUAUAAUUGGAAUUAUCCAUGCGAAAGGUCAACACCGUCUCUUCAGUUUUAACCACCUUCAUACACAAUGUUAGCUGUUUUGUAAUGUCGCCGCGUGCUAAUAUGAGCUAACUGCGGUUUGCGUCACUUCUGCUUUUCUAUUUUGUUGUUUUGCUAACAUGACAGUCACGGUUCCUGCAGUGUGAUGGGAAGUCAAAACAGGAACUCGUCCAGAACCGUACAGAUCUCGUCCGGAUACGUUCGGCAGUCUUUGGUUCAAGAGGUUGAAAAAACAUGGUGACUAUAGUGUGACGUGACCUCAUUGAUAUUAUCAGCCAUAAGCUAGCUCGUUACCCUGCGUGUGCUGAUGUAAAUCUCAUCUCUGAUGCAGUGACACCAUUUCAAAUACGGUUCACUAAAGCCACAGUGAACCCUUUUUCUGUGCCAUUGUGCUGCUUAUAUAACGCUAUUUAGCAGUUAGCGCCUGACACCCUUAGCCAGACCGAUGGAGCUGGCCUUUUUUCUUUCUUUUUUUUUUGCUUCUUCUAAAUCUCUCUGCACGUUUUCGUGGGUUGACCUUACUGAUUAGGAUGAGAUUAGAGCUGACCUGAAAACAUUUGAAUGCCAUAAAUAAGGGCAAUGAUCUAAUUAGCGCCGGUGUCGAUACGUCCACCUGAGCUGUGUGGGCGAGGCAGAGCUAACAAGGAGAGAUGAAGGUGAUAAAACAUCCAGGUUGCCUGUAAAUGUGAUGAGGACUGGAGGAGCACCGAGUGCAGCCAUUAAGGAUAUUUUAUAGGCGCCCUGCUCACUCUUUCCCCAGGGUGCACACACAUGUAAACCUAUCUAACAGAGAGAAUUGACCUGUGUGUGAGUUAUGGGAAAGGCUGCUGUCAGGAACACUUCAGUAUCCUCCGCAUACAUGAAGCUCCCGAUGCGCUCCAAUUUCAAUUGAUAAAGGGGGCAGUAUGACCUGUUUCCUCUUAAGCACGUGUAUAUGAUUACCACACGGCCUGUGUUAUGGGAAACUAAUCAAACAUGGGGUGGCGGGAUGAUGCAGAGUUACUGUUACCACCCCAAAGCUGAUUGUUUUGCUAUAACAGCACAUCCCAAAGUGUUUGCUUCCCCUUAUACUACAGCGAUUUCUGAGCCGACGAUUUUUUUUACAAAUUUUGAAUUUGUUAAUCCAUUCAUGGUGACUUUUUAAUGUUGUGGAACAGUUCCUGUUAUCGCUCGCAUACUAUGGCGGGACCUACUGCGUCGAUCCAGUACGUCCCGGUCAGUAUAAGCGCGUAGAAUGAAUGCGACCCGGACGUACUACAUCCGCCGUGUCGGCAUCGUCAUGCGACCUACAACUUAAAAAGAGCCGACGCGCUUCCUCCCGCCACUUUUGAUUCUGACAGCUGUUCCGUGCUAGUCCCGUUGCAUUAUGGGAUAGCGCAGUGUCACUUGGUUCCCUACUGCAGAGUCUCGGCGGAAGCACCGCCUAUUGUUUUAUGAAUACCGAGAAUUCGGACAUACUACUUCCUUUUCGUACUGCUUUUCGCUAAGCGCGUAGUAGGGUACUAGGGCUAUUCGGAUGCAGCCGGAACCUAAUAACAAACGGAAAAACAAGUGUUGUUAUUUAACAAAGAAAAAACGUAUCGUUGUUGAAAUGGGGACUUUUCUGUUAGGAGAUGUUUAUGUAACAUUUACGGAAGGAGUCUCCAGUAUCAGAGAUUUGUAACAGUCAGUUUUCCACCAUGGGAACCUCGGUCUUCAGGACUUUUACAGCAUGGCUCGCUGUGUGUUAUUACAUAAAACCCAGCUGCUGCGCUGUAGUAUUUUUCUUCUAUAUACUAACGCAUAUCACUGUAUUAAAGAGUUCAUUCAAUCAUACUUGAUGAACGAAUCCCAUGCUUUAAAUACGAAGACUGUAAGGUCCAAUACGUCAAGUUCAGGUAACGUCCCGUGUCGUAUCGUUGCGUUUGGAUGUGUGACGUGCACCAAAUUUAUAGAGAUUUCUCUGUGAAAGUCCCAACGUACAGUAUGUACCCCAUGUUUGCCCUCUACCAAAUAGUGAUGCUUGCCCUCUGUGGCUCGUGGAACAAAGCAGAAAAUAUAGUCGCUGGCUGCAAAGUGCUGCAGCGUGCGGCGUUUAAAAUUCCCAUCCACUUUCAGCACUCGGUAACCUUGCAGAACUCUGACUUCAUCCUGGAACAAUGUCAGAUCCAUGUAGAUGAAUAUAAUUAAACAGCCGCUUAUCAUCCAGCCGAGGGAAGUUUAGCAGCGGGUCAGACUUGUUUGCCUCUCUGUGCUGAAGGUCAGGCCAGGGUUAGACUGGCAGUUUGCACGCAGGGAGGUAUGCGAGAGACGGAGAAGACACGUCACGGUCCAACACAACGACAUUUUCCAGCUCGCAAAACGACUAUUUUUAUACCGUCUGUUUAUAUUGGCGCUCUGUCCGGCUGUGGCGAUGCUCCGUGUUUAAGAACACACGAGUGCUACAUAAGUGUUUACAGAGGCGGAAUCCGAAAGUGAAACGAUUUAGCGAUACGCCAACCAAUCUUCUAAGACAACGGGGAGAUUUGCGUCUUAAUUGUGCUCGAUUACGGAUUUGAAUUGCGUUCAUAGGGAAAUAAUCCUAUACAUCGGCACGAUGUGGUGCAGACCGAUACAAAGCGGAGAUACCGUCACCGCUUCAUAGUGGAAACAUGUAUUAGUUUCCGACAACAGCACGUCCUGAACAAAAUGUACGUUUGUUAAAGAAUGAAACACUUUGUUUUAUCCGUUUGAAGCGGGAAUGCAAGUUCUCACUUACGUUGUAGCGGCUAUAAACAGGCGUUCCCUCAGUAGCCACUUGGUUUAUUAACGCAAAACGUUAAUAGUUAAGAGCGACAGGACACCUACACACACACGCGCAGUGUCCAACCAUUUUUACGGCAAACGAGAGAGCACGGCUGCGUCCCAAACCGCGUACUUACCUACUAUAUAGUAGGCGAAAUACAUGUGCUUCGGCUACUAUACGGUAGGCGAGUACGCGGUUUGGGACGCGGCCCACGGCUUCAAGCGGUCGUCUGUCAGCACGUACAGCACGACGAAUAAUUAACCGCACUUGAAGCGUUCGUAGAAUUAAAAAAUAAAAACACCCAAAACUGUAUACGGUUCCAUAACGAAGACCGACUGUAUGCCGAUACGUGAGAUUCUGGAGGGAUGGCGUGGCGCGGUGACGUAAUGACGUGUGGCGUUAAUCCGUCUAUGUUCUAUAACACGUAAAACGGGUACAGGAAAGGAGCGUUCUAAAAGCGACUCAUGUAAACACCUUAAUCAGAAUAUUGUCCUAUUCAGAAUAAGGUCAAUAAUGAGAUUACCGCCGUCCGUGUGACUAGUCACUGUUUCACUCGAUCGCCAACGAUUUGCUUUAGCUACUGUGUACCACACAACUGAAGAUUGAAAAUGUCCAUGCAUUAAAAACAGUCCUUUGCCAUUCGUUGCUCAAGUGAGCUCCGUGCUGAUUGUGGAAAAGCCGGCCGUGAGGUUGGUGUAAUGAGCACUAGGCAGACUUGCCUUUGGCUAGAAGCGCUAUUUAAUUAAGAUCUGCUAGUUUAACAUUCACGCCGGCUGAUAAGGGCUCGAAAACACACAGCUACACGAGUGUGUGAUCUCUCUCGGCUGGGGUUAAUGAAGGUGGUCUUUUUUUUAAAGCUGAAGAUAAAACUGGAACUUUUCUGAUGUCGGGUUAAAAGGAAGCGACCUAUUUUUCCUCCGGAUCCAUAUAUCUACGGUAGCUAACUUCCGAAAGAGUGCGGAGUUUCUUCUGUAGUACAGUUAAAUGUUUCGAACAAUUACAGUCAUGCGGAAAAUCAUGGAUCUUGGAUUCCCAGUGACUUAACACGUCCUUUCCAUAAACCCCAUGGUAUAUUACCAAGAUACAUUACAUUAAUGAUGUUCUGAUUUACAGUAAAUAUCCCUUUUUUUUCCCCUCCAAAUUAUUCAUUUAAUGGUAAUGGAAGUUGAUAGCUAAAUAUUACAGGUGAUGAAGUUCCGAACACGCCGUAAUAAUGAAUUUCAUGUAAAAUGACUUCAUGGCACCUGAUAUCAUUUGGCUGAUGGAUCACCCUCAUUAGUGCUUUCCGUUCCAUCCUCGUUCAUGUAACGAUCAUGCCGUCGGAGGAAAAUAAUCAACGAUGGGGUGGUGUGACGCGGCUCGAGUUACUCGUACAACCCCGAUGUUGAUUGUUUUCCUAUAACAGCAUGACUUGAAGAGAAUUAUUCCACUUAUACCACGACAAUUUCCUAAUGUGAACGAUUCUCGCUGGUUUUUAUACGGUCAUGGUCAUGGAGGAUCUGGAGCAUAUCCUGGAAAAACAGGAAGCCAGGGCAAUUACGAGGACACGGGAUACUUUUUAGCCAUUUAUAGUCCCGUAUGACAAACGGACGGAUUAUUGUUAUACCGUAUAGUUGACUUAUAGCAGCUUUAAACAGUCAUUCCCUCACGUCAGAAAAGAUAUUUCGGCUAAAUUGUUAGCCGUACGAGCUGAGCAAAUGCUUUUCUGGAUCAGAAAGGAAUGGUUCUUUUAUUUUCCCACCAUGCCCUCUCUUAGAAGAAGUAAAUAUUUAAACCCAGGGCACACCUUAUACUAUGAAUAGGUGACCCUUCCUUUUAUAUUGUGUCAAGGAAACCAUGUCCAGGCAUCCCUCCCAUCCAUGCCAGGUUUAUAAACUUAUCUGUUAUGCCACAGGCCACCCUGUACCCAUAGUACUUUCAGAUAAGGUAUCUGGCAGCGUGUUCUGGGGCUAUACCAGAAUAGGAUGAUAUACACGACCGAAAUUCCAUUCCCUCUGUGGUGAUUUCCUGGAGGUUAACUGAGCAAGCGUCGGCGUUAUGGCAGAAGCACGGCCUCCUCAAGUGCAGGACAAGAACAGCUGGCUACACGCAUGGCCAUCGUUUUGCACGGUAUAAAGUUUCAUGCGCCAGCACGGCCAGCUCUAUUUCCUUGGAAGGGGGCUUGCGCCUCCCAGAACCUGUCAUCGUUGGCGUCACAAAUGUUCUGUUUGUAUCGGGCAGCUCUCGGAAUAAGCUGCACGUCUUGGGUGUCACUGCACGAAGUGCUAAUGUAAUACUGUACAUAAUAAUCCGGGCCUUGGCUGGGUCUUGUAGUGGCUCUGAGCCGACACGCAAGAAUAUACGAGAAGUGGACCGUGGACCAGAUACGGACCUGCAGAGUAUUUCAGCGGACUGAACGAAAACGCCGUAGAAGCGACCACCUCCAACAGUGCCUGCGUUCAGGAAGUCAUGGUAUGGCCAGGUGCAUGAGUUGGUACCCAAGAAGCAAACUUGUUACACAUCCACUAAGAUGGAAACUCAGAAGAGUCACAAUCGCAUGACUGCGGUCGUAUCUCUGCUGUAGUUUUAUUUUUCUUUUUUUUUUUCUUUUAAAUGAACAUAUUUGCGCAACUUCUUCUGUGACAGGGAAAUACCCUGUAAAAUUGCAACCGAUAUUGUGAAGUCAAAAGCCAUUGGAUCUCUUGGUGGACACUAUCUGAAAAAUUUUCUUCUCUGUUGUGGUGGCCAUCCAUAGAAGGGACCAUAAUAUUGAACAUGACUCAUGGGGAAGAGACUGGCCCUGAGACACACCAGGAUUCUGCUGUUCUAACAUAUCUGGAAGGCUUACUCAUGCAUCGGGUAGCAGGAGCACAAAGUGCCACAGCAACACAACAGAGUGAGGCUGAAAAAGGCAACGAGGAGCAGAGGAACAAAGAGACACCAGGGCUUACAUUGCCAAAGCAUAGCGCUCAGCAGGAACAGGACAAAACAACUCCCCAAGGAGGGUCAACACAUCAUGUGAAAAAAGCUCGGUUGCUUCGCUCUGAAGUCUGGACUGAACAUGAGAGCCAAGUGCGACAAAUGUCCAUGCCUUCUUCUGAGCUCAAUGGGAGAAAACAGGAACACUGUGGUGGCCUGAAUGGUGCACUGCAAUGUAAAGGAGAGAGCACAUUGCUGGCAAGUCUGCUUCAAAACUUCAGCACAAGGCUCCAAAAUGUGGCCCUGUCACAGCAGAUUGUACAAAACUUGACACCACAGAAGGCAUCCAGUUCAGGCAGUAACCCCAAUAAAGAGGACAAGAUACCAGAGCAUGGCCAUGGAUCUGAUGGAUCUGGUCUACGUUUGGCCGGAAACAGUACGAUGCAGAACAAUUCCAGCACUCAGAUGUACCACCACCGACAACCCAGCCAGGAAAGGUUAUCAAAGUCUCCAGGAGCAUUACAGUGCAGUGCUCGGUCCUCCUCGUCAGAAUCCCUUCAUUGCACUGAGCGUCUAAAAGCUGUAGCCAGUCUAAUAAAUAUCAGGUCGAGUCCGGCUCCUUCGCCAAAACCCAGUGUGGCCUGCAGUCAGCUGGCCUUGCUGCUUUCGAGUGAGGCUCACCUGCAGCAGUAUUCCAGAGAACAUGCACUUAAAGCUCAACUAGCUGGGCGAUCUGCCAGUGAAAGGCUUGCAGCCAUUGCCACACAGCAAAUUCAAGAAAAGAAACAGCCUACAAUAUCUCAGACGAACAAUGAUGGACUAAGUUCCUUACAGACCAAAAACGGGAUACCUUCUCAAAUGCCAACAAGCUCUAGCAGACAAAGUCAAAGCCUACGUACAGGACAAAGUAGGUCGGUGGGUUCAGUGCGGAGAACACAUCCCUUCAGGGAGCGCAGACCUUUUGAAAGGCAUGGCAGGCCUUCACAGAACUGCAGCAGUCUGCUUCUUCAACUUCUCAACAGCCACAACACACCACAGAGACUUAUUUCUCAGGAUCACCUGAAGGAGGACGUCAGCGUCUUUUCAAGUCGGGGGUCUCCUAUGUUCUCGGACAGCGAACACUCAAAUUCCAACAGUCUACCGAAAGAUAGCAGUGACGCUGAGAGUACUCGCUCCAGUUGCUCUCCUAUCGACCUCUCUUUGAAGAACAAAGUGAACAUCUCAACACCACUCUUUUCUUCAUCUUCACCUGCACUAGACAAGGUCACAGAGUCUCUGAAAACCAGGUGGACAUCAGAGAGUCCAACUUUAAAAUUACCUACAGAACCCAAAGAGUUACACGCUUGUUCCGAGAUUAAACCCCACCACAAGGUUACCCUUUUGGAAUUGCUCCUUGAUCAAAAACACAUCGAGAAGACAAACAAAGCCCCUGAUAAUCCAGAUUUGCAGCCUAAGAUCCUACCUAAGGUCAGUAGUGCAUCAACAAGUAAUCACGCACUUUUUUAUCCAGGUCAGUGUAAGGAUACAAGAGAGCCUAGCCCUAACUGUAGAAUGAAUACCAGAAGUCCUAAAUUACUGCCAACAUUUUCCCAAGGCAGAGAUUGUAACAUCCGUGCAUCUCCUUACAGUGUUUAUAACUCUCCUCAUACACAGUCAGUACCCUUGGAUCUGUGUAAGAAUAAACCACUUGCAAGUGGUUCAAGUGUCAAAGAAGGAGCUUUUAGUGCUAGUAAACUGUUACAAAAUUUAGCUCAGUGCGGAAAACAAAAUGCUGCCAGCUCCCCCACACCGAAAGCUCCUCUGCCUCCAGUCAAAAGACAAGCCGAAGAGUUUAGAACUUCAAAGUCUUCAACUUUGUUAGAAAAGCUUGCUGUACCAGUUCAGAAAAACAACACCCCUCAUGUGAAAUCGGUAAACUCUCUUGUGGCAGAAUCUACACAACAUAAUUCAGAGAUUGAAAAUCUCCUUGAGAGGCGUACAGUCCUACAGCUUCUUUUGGGGAAUAAAUCUCAAAAAGAAAAAGCUGGCAAUAAGAGAAAGGGAGAAUCCAGAAAGCAAGAAAAUCAUUCAAAAUCCCACAAUGCGUUGAACCGAACCUCAACAGAUCUCGCAGUCAAAACCGAGCCUCUAGAAGAUGAAAUGUGUGAUGAUGAAAAAGUACCAAAUCAAUGGCAAAACAAAUUAGCAGAGUCACACAGGCAGAGUCCCCACGCUCUCAAUCAGGGAAGUAUAAAGCAAGAGCCACUUCCCCCAGUGGCUGUCCCUAGAGAUGGUCUUCUUUGUCAUCUCCUCCAUCAGAAGCCCAGAAACCUAAAGCCAAACUUUUUAGCGCACUCAAAUCAGGGAUGCAUUAAAGAGGAACCAGUAGAUCAUCACCAGGGACCAACCAUCCCUAAGAAGAGGAAAUUUUCAGUUAAACCAGAGGACCAUGUUAAAGUGACCCAGCAGAGAAUGUGUAAUAGUUCUGGCAGCCAAAAGGGUGAUAGCGAUUGCUCAACCUCUGCAAUUCCAGAGUCUCAAGAAUCAAGUCACCCAUCCAGCCCACCGCAUGCAGACAGUCCGCCAGCUAAGUUUCCACCGUGUGAAUCGCUGCGUAACGACAAUAGCGGAUUCAAUGUCCUGAAGCAGCUACUUCUUUCAGACAACUGUUUGAAGGAACUGUCUCAGUCAAGGGGUACAUUUAAUUCGCUGGAACGUCCAGUCCAAAAUGGGAGUACAAUCAAAGAACCAUGUAACAACGGUGAGCUUCAAAGCUUUCACCAGACCUUGAACCAGGGCAAGUCACCUUCAGCAACAGCAGGAAUAAACAGAGUAGAGUCUCGUUCCGAUGUUCAGCAGGAUUCGUCCAGGUCAAAACGUGACCUGACUGGUUUUGUGAACGGUGAUAAAACAAAAGACUGCCACCUGGAUUCUCCACGAUUGACUAAAGCUAACCCUAUUUUGUAUUAUAUGCUCCAGAGGAGCAAUGCACAUUUGGUUAGGGACAGAGUGGAGCUUGAAGCCAAGUCAGGACCUCGCAGAGUGCAGAUUAAAGAGAAAGAUGAGUCUGAGGCCUUUGACCUCAAAGUACACUUACAACAAAACCCACAUCACAACGGGACUCAUAGCUGUGACUCACCACAUCUCAACGGGUCGCUCAAGAAGUCAUGAAGAAGACUGCUCGGGAAAGAAAAUUUCUUGUUCUUCAUUCUUCUUGCUUCUCUGUAUUGCCAUUUUGUUUGUUAAUAAGAAAACCGUUGUCUACUCUCUAUUCCGUAAGAUCAGUGCUUAAUUUCUUGCCAUUUCUUACCUGGAUGAUUUUCAACAAACACACAACAAACAAACAAUACUUAGUAUUCCGAUUUGAAUUUUUAAACCUGUUGAAUAUAAAACUAUAAAAAAAAAAAUGUUUGUGACAUGCUCCUGAUAAUAUAUCUCCUAACAUUUCCUAAUCGAACUUCCUCCAUUGUUGGAUUUUGAUAGUUUUGAUAGUCAGUUAUGCUGCAGUGUUAUGCUACAGGUUAUGUCAUUGAUUAUUUUUUUUAUUUUUUUUUUUUCCCCCCGGCAACUUCCCUAAGCAAAUAUGUAUUUUCUUCGGGAGGUGCUGCACAAAAGUACGCAGUUCUUUUUACGUAGCCCAUAUUUUUCAUUUUUUCGUCAGUAUAAAAAACAUGAUAUAGUAUGUGCAUGAUAUGUGAUUUGUAUCAUUUGGUAUUGAUGGCUUUUUAUUUAUUCAUUUUACUCGAUUUUUUUAUUUUAUUUUAUUUUUUUUUACUAAUUUGUGAAGUGCUUUACAAAUGACUCAGCAUUUCAUCGCACCAAGCCAAGAAUAGAGAUUUCUGCAAUAUCCUUAUAUGACGAUGACGGUACAAAAAAAUUUUCAAUUUUUUUCAAAAACUCGAUUAGAAAUUAUUUGACAUGUUGCUCAGCUACAGAUGAAGAUGUAAUCUGAUUAUAUGAAUAGGUAUCGGCAUCAGCAUGUGCCAUAAAUGUCUAGCAUUAUGCGAUGAAGAUGCAUUAAAACAAGACAAAUCAAGCUUGCUGGAGAUGCAGAGAGUGUUCUAGUUACGUGCAGAAUGUGUGUUGUUUUAAUGGUCGUGAUUUACGGGAGUACUGUGCUACAAUUGUCAUUCCCCACAUAUGCUAACGUAUAUGAUAAUGGUCUUACAUUUUACGAAUGGGAAUAUAACACGUUAUUUUUGUCCCUCGAUCUUGAAGUCUUGUUAUAAACUAUAUUUCUGUACAUAACCGUAAUCUUUAUCUUUAUGAAAGAUGGCUAUUUUAUAUGACUGAAAAAGAGAAACCUUUUAGUUUUGGAAUUUCCUAAAGAGUCCGCACGGCUGUCACGGCUGUGUGAAUAUGUACAUAUUUAGAGAGGGGUUUUUUUUUUUUUUGUUUGUUUGUUUGUUUGUUUGUUUUUUUGGUCCUACUUUUUGCAUGUGUCUCUUGGUAAAAUUACAAUAAUCCGUUCUGCAACGAUGUUGUGUUAUGUCAGAUAUUCAACAGUCCACAGCUGCCUGUUGCAUGCAGAUGCAUGAGAAGGUUCCUACGUAUUACUGCUCAAGGAGGAAUUCAAGUCUUAAGCAUAACUAUUUUGUCAUGAAGCCUGAUUAAAAAAAAAUAUAUAUAUAUAUAUACACAUAUAUAUACAUAUAUAUAUAUAUAUAUAUAUAUAUAUAUAUAUAUAUAUAUAUAUAUAUAUAUAUCGUCUGUUUAUUCUAAGACUGCGGAGUAAAAUAUCUGAACUUUUGAAAGAGAUGUGCAUAUACAUUUUCCCAAAAAAAAAAAAAAAUCUAUUUAUUUUGGUUUUUAUUCUAUUUUAUUUUUUACAAGAGGAAAACCAAACUGGUAAAAACAAUCAAGUCAUGUACAGCAACAGUGCAAUUAUGGGUUACUUUAAUGCUUCGAGGAUUUAACUUGGUUUUAAACAACAAAGAAUAAAUGUUUGGACUGCAGCAUAUUGAAUAUUAUUGUGAUAUAAUUUUUAAAUGUAUUCAUUUUGGUGUUUACUUGCACAGAUUUUGAAUAAAGUUCCAAAAUGCACAAAGUAAAAAA